GAACUCGAACCUACAUAACCUAAACUCGGAUUAUUCAAUCUGUAUAUUCUAUUUGUAUUAAUGCCUUAUUGCUACCGACAUCCAGUUGUCAAUAACAUUAUUUUCUCGAAUAAACAAAUUUAUUUGGCUAGAGUAUUUUAUGUACCAUUUUUGAGUAAAGAUUAUCUGUUAGAUCUAUUUAAUUUUGAAAAAUUGUAAACUGCGCCACAGACUGGCAGCCAUUUCGUGAUAGGCCUAGCCUGCUCACAUGACCUAGUGUUUGUCCCCGUGAUCAAAAUCUAACUUUCCUGGCAAAUUCAAAACUUCAUUUUAUAUUCUCAUGGAUAUAAUAGAAAACACGUUGGAUACAAGUGAAGAAAAUGAUGACAUGGAACCUAAAGAAAUGGUAUCAACUCAAUCUUUGACAAUUGUUGAAGAAGAUGGAUCUCUGGAUUCCCCUGAUGAUAAAGGGAAUUUAGUGAAUGGUUCAAAUAUUCUAGAGGAAGAAGUUCAUUACCAGUUUAGACCUGGCGAAGGAGCAGUUACUUAUCGUGUGGUCCACGUUCAAGGAAAUGAUUCAAUGGAAUCGGUACCUCAGAUUGUAUCAACUUCAAGUCCUACUUAUUCAAAUGCUUCCCAACAAACUAAUGUACAGGCAUUGUUGUCCAGUCAACUCAAUGGUCAGUUCUAUGUAAUAGGAUCUCCUCAAGAUGUAUUUUCUCCAACAAAUCAAAGGUCUCUUUCUCCAAGAGCGACAAGGAAUGAGAAUGGGAUAACCAGGACUACAUCAACUAGAGAUGAUAAGAGACGAGCAACUCACAAUGAAGUGGAAAGGCGGCGUAGGGAUAAAAUCAAUAACUGGAUAAUGAACCUCAGUAAGAUAAUUCCUGAUUGCGCUCAGGACACUUCUAAGGGCUUCGAAACACAGAGUAAGGGUGGCAUUCUUGCAAAGGCGUGUGACUACAUAACCGAACUGAAGCAGUCGAACACGCGUCUCCACGAGUACAUGAAGGAGAACGAACAGCUGAUUGCUGAACUGGAAAUGGUUUCCAGGCAAAUGGACUCGCUGAAACUGGAGAACCACCAACUAAGGGAACAGCUAGUACAGCAUGGCAUCAUACCCAAUUCAGAUCCUCUUUCAUAGCCUUCAUCUCUGUCUACACUGUUUGAUUUAGAUUGAAUAGAAGUACGGUUGGUAGAGAGUGCGUAUUUUCUCUCCACCAUUCCUAGGUGCUCUUACCUACCUGGUGACGCGAAACCCUAAGUCCUAGCGGAGUAAUGGUUUAGCUCCUUCAAAAUCACGGUUAUAGAAGAAGUUGGUAGUGAUCAUGCGUUUAUUUCGACUAAAUUUUAGGUCUUCCCGAUGUCUUUCCAUAUUCAAUUGUCUGUUUCUCAUUAGAAUUUCAGUAGAUUGGCGAAUAUGAGUUUGAAACCUUGGUUAGUGGAGGCAUAGAGAAAAUAUAGCAUAAGAUACCCAUGGUAUAGGGCGAAUUGUUCCUAUUUUAAUUUCAACUCUAGCCGAUAGUCCUAGUAGUUAUUUUUGGAGAAGCUAUGUGACCCUGGUAGUCUCUCAUACUAUGUCGUUCUUACUCUCUUCACACCAACAAAACUUAAUAAUACAGUAAUUGGCUUGAGUUAACAAGAUAUCGGCUUGAAAAUUUGAACAUAAAUUACCUAUAUCAUGGGAUAUCUUCUUAUGUUAACUUUUCUUUAUGGUGGUGGUGACUGUACUUAGUUUCCUAGUUUUUUAAGUACACUACCGUCUACUUCUACAAACCGUACGUAGCAUGACUAAUGCAAUGGGUUCUUUCAAUUUGUCUUCCACUGCGAAAGAGCAAGUUCUGCAAAACAUAUUUGUCCGCCUGGGUGAUACUUCCAAUUAGCUCUUGAUCCAAUAAUGAUUCACUCUUCAGUGGAGGAAUGAGCUAGAGUUUUGCGUCACCAGGGAAAAGUACCUUAAACGAACCAGUCAGCUAGGAACGAGCCGAAUUUCUUUUAUCAACUUGAUAAGACAUUGGUUUUGAACUGAUACUUUAUUUUGUUUUUGCUUUUUUAUGAUGCCCUAAUAUGCUUUUGAAUUGUGUGUGUGUAAUUAGGUCUAUUCAACUCUGAAAUGAAGUUUGCACCUGUUUAUUGAAUUAUUAAUAUGUUUUGGGAUUAUAUACACAGGAAAGGCUAAAUUUGGAUAGAAGGAAUUUGUUGUCAUUUAUAAAUUGUUUACCCAGCUUCGGGAAGAUCAGCAUUGCAUUUUUACUGUUGGUGUUUCCAAGUUGGACACCAAAGUCGUAUAGGCUGCAGUCUAGACAGGGCUAUCACUAUGAUGAGAUACACUUUAUGCUGCAUCCACACUCUCAUCAAGUGCGUAUAAUUGACACCGAGUGCGAGAGUGUUGAUAACUGGAUUACCAGCACUCGCCUUCGCUCCGAUUUUUGACGAGACGAGACAAGCGAAGGCGAGUGGUCAGCCGAGCAUUUACAAAUAUAUAUCCCAGGCACUGGUCACAUUGCAGUGUGGGUAGCAAGACCAAAGUGGCCAGCGACUUGGCGAGAGUGUGUGGACUAGGCAUGGAACUUUAAGCAUUGGUUGAAUGUUUUUUUUCUCGUGGUUCGAGUCACACAUCUCGUGCAAACAUUCCUCAUUAUUCCAGUUUAUCCAUGGAUAGUUUGAGAUUACUCGCCAAAUUUGAAAUUUGAUUGAUUUGAAAUACAAAGCACACUUCACUCAUAAAUACUGACUUCAAUAGUGGCCGAAAGUGAUUCAUUUCACAAGAAGUAACAGUGAAGUAACAAGGGAACUUACUACUUCCUUGCAAAUAAGUAUCGAUAUUCCACAGCGACAUCUCUGUUGAGAUCAACUGAGAAAGUAGAAAUCAGAAAAUUCACUGCCGCAAUGUUCUGCCGCCUCGAGGGUGGUUGCUCAAGCCCAGCUCCGAUAAAAAACACAUGAGUUCGGGAAUCACUCCUCGGUGGUUUAAACUUUACUCAAAAUUAUGGGCCUAUUCAUCUCUCAUCUUCAUCUACCCUAUUUCUCACGCAGAAGCCUAUGAAAUCAUCAACAUCACCAAAAACAUUGGAAAAAUCAUUCCAUGCACAUGGAAGUCGAUUCUCACAUAAAUUUAACAUCUUUUUGGCAUCAAGUCAAAUUGAAAAUUCACUAUCCUUUCAUGAAAUUCAUCCUUUUCCAGUAACGAUUUUCUGUAACACUUAUAAUAAAUCUGGUUCUCAUUAUUGGUAUUUCAGUAAUGUUCAACAUGAUUUGUCAGCCCUAAUUGUUGGUUAGUAUGGUUGGCAUAGCUGUUUCUAAGCCACCAGCCUCGUGGAAUAUAAAUCACCACAAUCAAUUAAUGCUAACCUCUCAACAUUUUUAACAUAUUUUUUAUCUCUAAUAUUCGGCAAAUCCUAGCUGACCACAGUUACAUGCUUGCAGUUCUUGCCAUUUGGAAGCUGGAGCUUGCCUAUUUGAAGUUCAUUAAUUUGCUCCACGAUGGAUAAGAACGGUUGAUAACUAUUACAAAUAGUUGAUUGGUUUUCAAUGAAUAAUUAUUUAUCUUUUGAUCCAAAAACAAUUAUGCUGGUUUGCACCGAACGAAAUCAAUCUAAAUCAUCUAUCAGUAACAUUCAGUUGAAAGAUUAAGCUGACUCAAGAUGAUUGAUAACAGUUUUUGCAAACAAGCUUCAAAAAAUGUAUCACGUCCUAGAUUAUAUAGUGAAACUCGUUGGUCAGAUGAUUGUAUCAUUUUAGUAGCCUAUAUAAAAGUGUUAUUAUGUUACUAUGAAGUGGAAUUUAUGCUCUAGUGAUACCUGUUAUAUUAUAUCAUAUUUAUAAUGGAUAUUACGGUUCCUUGUCAGUUUCACAUGAUUUAAUACCAAUUAUUUGUAAUAAUUUAUAACCGUUUGAAUUGAAACUGUUAACCUCAUACUCAUUGCUUGUUGCAUGGCAAGUUUGCAAAGUGAUACUAUUUUAUAAUACAUUUAAAUAUCUUGUUGAAGGCAAUGACAAUAGUGUCUUACAUAACAUUUGAAAUCUUCACCCUAACUCUCUAUUUGAAAUCUUCAACUAAGCAUUUUGAAAGAAAAAUUUACAAUUCGUGAUAAAAGUACAAUAUAAGCCUAGUUCAACUAGUGCAAUUAUUAUUGCUAAUAACUUCAAGUAGAAUCUAAAUUAAAAAAAUAUAGGCCAGUCAUUCUAUUACAAUUCGAUACAAUAAGAGUUCAUGAAAAUUAUUUUCUCCUUUAUACUUAUCGUAAUUGGUAAUUAUCACUAUGUUUUAGUUCUUAGUAGGUACAGUAAUAACACUAUUAACUGGAGGUCUCGAAGUUGAAUCUAGCCUAUUAAUUCAACACUUCCAUUUUUCACUUGUGCUCACACUUGACUAACUACCAUUUACAGAAAAUAUUUCGUAUCUUUCUUCCAUUUUUUUUAUUAAUUAUCAAUUUUUAGCAUUUUAAUAUAUUUUUUAGUUUCUAUAGAUACUACUGUACAGUACCUAUAAGUUGGAAUAUGAUAAUUAUUAUUUUACCUGUAAAGUAAGUGUUCAAAAAUUGAAUUAAUUUGCUCCAAAUUACAACUACAAUAUGACUAGUGUGGAAUGUCUCGGAAUCCAUUGAAUGAGAUAUGUAAUUUCAUCAUAAACAGAACGUAACGUUAAUAAGUCUUUUCGUAUUCCGUCCACGAAUUUGUAAUUAAAAUGCACUGCGUUCACUGCUAUUGAAAAUUUAGUAAGCUUUCUAUUCCCAUUGAUGUGAAAAAUUUCUCGAAACAUAGAUUAUUCUCAAAUCUUUUAUCAUGACUUCAGUGGUAUCACUAGGGGUUGAAUCACUAAUUUCAAGAAUGCUCUUAGAUGCAGCAGCAUAAAAUAAACAAUCUUUCUCUACUCCAUUAACACUAACCUGGUGGUUCUCAAUACACCUAAACAUUAGACCCAUAUAUUUCUAGACUUCAACUCUAGUAUAUUUCAAGUUGAUAACAAUCAUGAAAAGCUCCAAUAUGUUUUUCUUUAUUUCCAACAAAUCUUGCUACGAAAAACAGUUUAUUUAAACAAAAUUUAUCCAUACAGUAUUGAUUAUUUUUUUGUGUGUCUUAUAUUAUUUUAAUCUAACCUUUGACUUUUGUCUUUUUCAUCUAGAAUCACAUAAAAGUAUUGAGAGAGUAUAUUGUUGGAACUGCAUUCCUGAAUUUUAGUAAAGAAAUUUCUAUUUCUGCCGAUUCUAUUACGUACAAUAGCAGUGCUUCUCGGCCAAUUUUUAUAUAUUUGAUUUUCAAAA
Messenger RNA from Nilaparvata lugens (brown planthopper), 5243 nucleotides. Its product is annotated as upstream stimulatory factor 1. The coding region runs from base 320 to 1123 and encodes 267 amino acids. Gene Ontology annotation, biological process: regulation of transcription by RNA polymerase II. The transcript has 6 exons. NCBI's taxonomy places the organism in Eukaryota, Metazoa, Arthropoda, Insecta, Hemiptera, Delphacidae. The record is from RefSeq and is a predicted model, not a curated record. Gene Ontology annotation, molecular function: DNA-binding transcription factor activity, RNA polymerase II-specific; protein dimerization activity; RNA polymerase II cis-regulatory region sequence-specific DNA binding.